Messenger RNA from Columba livia (rock pigeon), 2999 nucleotides. It is a transcript of the gene PCBD2, whose product is annotated as pterin-4 alpha-carbinolamine dehydratase 2. The record is from RefSeq and is a predicted model, not a curated record. The transcript has 5 exons. NCBI's taxonomy places the organism in Eukaryota, Metazoa, Chordata, Aves, Columbiformes, Columbidae. Gene Ontology annotation, biological process: tetrahydrobiopterin biosynthetic process. Gene Ontology annotation, molecular function: 4-alpha-hydroxytetrahydrobiopterin dehydratase activity. The coding region runs from base 183 to 860 and encodes 225 amino acids.
UUAUAGCAGCAACAAAUCUGAUAUUUGUAUUCUCACGAGUCCAAAGCUGUAUUUGAAGCGUAAAGAGCCUAAAUUAGUUCAUUUUGCGAUCUGUAAAACCCAUCUCGUGGACCGGGUGUAUCCUGCUGAACCCAAGCGGUGGCAGUGAUGCCGUCAGAUUGAUUUACGCUAUUUGGGGGUUUAUGUCCCUCGUUAUUGGUGAAAAUGUUGCUCCUCGGCUGUCUGCACCUCCACGCCUUGCUGAGGUCGCACUAAUUGCGUUAAUUCCUGCUCUGCUCGGGCUCGCAGCCCCAUCUGGUGGCACUGGGGCUCCGGCCGGUCUCUGCAGCGGAGCUGCCGGCGCUGCCAGAGUCAAAGUCACCCCCGGCGCUGCCGUGGUGCGCACAGAGCGCCGCGCCCCAGGGCCGCUCUGGGGCAAAACCGCUCAGCCCUUUUCCGGAGGUUCUCACAAACCUGUGCUGGCUGCUAAUUCAACGGCUACAGCAGCUUCAGUUCCGUUCUGCUGGGGACAGAAGUUCAUCCCAUUAAAGCAUGGCGUUCAUAAUUCUUCGCAGUCCCACUGGUUGACAGCAGAGGAGAGGAACCAAGUUUUACUUGAUCUCAAAGCUUCUGGCUGGUCUGAGUUAGGUGAAAGAGACGCCAUCUACAAAGAGUUCAAUUUCAAAAAUUUUAAUCAGGAUCUUUCAUUCUUGCCCGUCAUGGAUGUCGGGGAAGGCAGAAAUGAGAGCAAAGGCUGGAAAUCGGCUUCAAAACUGAACAUUCUGCGCUCCGCCAGGAGAACGAGCUGGGCAGGCUUUUGGAUUUAUGACACGUGUUGCUCUACAAGCAGAGAAGAUGAAUCACCACCCGGAAUGGUUUAAUGUCUACAGCAAGGUUCAGAUCACGCUAAUUUCCCACGACUGCGGUGGACUGACCAAGAAAGAUGUGAAGCUGGCUCAGUUUAUUGACAAAGCUGCUGCCUCAGUGUAACAGAGAUGUAAAAUGUUUUAAUACAGUGUCCACAAGUAUUUUUUUAUUUAAAUGGUGUCCUUUAUACCUUGUAACCUUGAUUUCACAAAACCCUUGAGACAAGAUAUUUUGUAGAAAGAGUAUCUUAGCUUUUUAGUCCAAGACCCCUCUAGAUGCUUGUCCUCUGCCAUUGCUGGCUCUGCCUAAAAUAUUUAGCACCUAAACCAGCAACAAAUCAAUUUCAAACAAUCCUUUUCUGGAAAGUAAAAUAAGCUGGAAUGGAAGGAGUAGCCUACUCGCAUGUGUCAGUGUUCCCCAAGCCCACAGCAGCUGAGGCUGGUGACAGCUGCCACGUGAGCCUGCCCUGUGCCCUGCUGCGUCCCUCCUAUAGAUCUGUAUGUCUUGGCACUGCAGACAGCGUCAGAGCAGCCAGCCCGGGUCAGUCCCCUCUGGCUUGGUCCCUCCAUCUCUACCAGUGACCGGUGGCAAGUGCAAGGGAUGCUGGUAAGAGCAGCACAAGUAGCUGGUGAUCACAGAAUCACAGAAUGGUUUGGGUUGGAAGGGACCUUCAAAGCUCAUGCAGUGCCGCCCCUGCCAUGAUCAGGGACAUCUUCACCAGCUCAGGUUGCUCAGAGCCCCGUCCAGCCUGGCCUGGGAUGUCUCCAGGGAUGGGGCAUCCACCACCUCUAUGGGCAACCUGGGCCAGUGUUUCACCAUCCUCAGUGUAAACAAUUUCUUAAAUUGUGUUUCCUUGGAGUUUGCAGCUCAACCAGCAGUUACAGCUCUUCGUUUUGGUGUUUCUUUUGUGCUUGUCCAACAGCUCCUGCACCUCAGAUGGGGAACAGCCAUGUCCAGCAAAAGUCUUGCUGUGUGCUUGAGAACCAUUCCCUGUCUGAGGUGCAGGACUGGAUCCUGCAGUUCCUGCAAAAUUCAACUCUAGUCCAGCAAAUACGAAAGAAUUCCAGUGAGCUCCUGACGCUCACAUCAUCAAAUGAAGCAUCCGCUUAAGGGCUUGGUUGGGUCAGGUCAGUGCUCAGCACCUUGCAGGAUUAUUUGUGUUGUAACGCUCCCCUAUCUGCCAGAUUGUUGGGGAGCAGCUUGGCCGAGCGCCUGGAGCACCGAUGGGAGCUGCCGACAGCGGAGGAAGCGGCAUUCGCAGGAUUCUUGCUAAGCUAGGCUCAACUGAAGCUAUGCUCACCCCCUUUUUUUUUUUCUUUCAGUAGCUACAGUUAGUCAUUGCAAGCAUUAUUCCAAGAGCUGCAGAUCCCACUGAUGAGGUUAAAAACAAUUUCUUUGGUGGUUUCAAGGUCUUUGUUUUUAUCCUAUGAUCCUCACCGAGGCAGAUUUCCACUGCCGGCAUGGAGAUUUCAUCCUGCUUAAGGCUUGCAAUCCCACUGCCGAGUGUCCCCAACGUGCACCAUCAUGCCCUGCAAGCAGCUCUGGGUGCGGAGCUCCCAGGAGAUUGACACCUCUGACAUGCCUGAGUGCAUUGCUCGAAUGACACCACGGCGGCACAGCUACCGAGAAGGGAGAUACGCGAGUGCCAAAAUCUGUAUCGGGUGUAUAUGCGAGGUGUGUGGUCUCUCAGAUAUUUAGGAUACAAAAUGUCACUAGCUGCCAUGCAAGGAUUCAUGUGGAUAAAAUAGGAAAGGUAUUUUUUGUUAAUCCUUAGCAAGUGCGCUGUCAUGUGCUAAUUGAUCACGGGAAGCAAGAUGUAAGAUGUUGCGGUUUAUUGUCGGUAACCCUGCUUGGGAUAUCAAGUUAAUGCCUAAAAAGACCCAAAUUCAGACUAUGUGCACAAAUGUUCUUUGCUCACAAGUGCCUUUCCCCAGCGAAGUGGCAGAUUUCCCCGAUAUGGCUUGAAAAUGGUCACUGUUGUGAGGAAUGAAUGAAACUAAAACAAACAAGCAGGCUGUGAUGUCUCCUGUUACUGGUGGGGAAAUAAAAUGAGCCUCACCCAGAGUUUUGACAACAUCUCUGAUGAACUGUGAAAACUCUGUUAGAAAUUGAUACAUAAUGCAAUCACUUUUAAUAAAACCAAUAAAAUAAAA